CUGGCGGCGACGCUGCUGCGGCCGCGGCCGCCGCCGCCGCCUCCAAGUCCCGCCGUACACCCGAGGAGCUAGCUCACGACGUACUGCAUCACUCGCUGCUGGCGAUCCGUACGUUUUACGUGGCGGUUGCCAAGGCCAUCCACACCUCCUCCCGCCGCAACGGCCGCGAGGAUCCGGCGCUGGCGUUGCCCUCGGUGGGAAUGCGCGGCGCUGCGCUGUGCCUCGCGCUUAAUUUGAAGGGCAAUCUGGACUUGGAACUGCCGUUGGUGACGCCUUCGAGCGCUGCAGCUGCUGCCGAGGCCCCUUCUAGCCAGGCAGCGGCGGAGGUAGCGACUGCAAAGCCGGCAGCUGGAGCGGAGGGAAGCAGCGCACAGGAUGCGAUGGUGGUGGACAGCGGAACGCCGGCGGCAGCGACCCAGCAGCAACCGCCUAACCGGCGGGCGGUGCAUUUGCAGCGCCUGGCUGAUGAGGUGAACCACCUGCUGCUGGACUCGCGCCGCCGCUCCUGCCACGUGCUGCUGCUCAACUACUUUGCCGGCAUCGGAGGACUGGACUCCCUGAACCGCCGCUUCGAGCAGGCCGCAAGCAACAUGUGGGCAGUGCUGGAGGCGCAGACGGCAGCCAAGGCAGCCGCUGUUUCGGGCAGCGCAGCGGCGGCGGCAGCGGAGCCGGUGGCGGCGGAGGCAGCAACGCAGCCGUCCGCAGAAGCGGCGGCGACGAAUGAAGGAGGUGCUGCUGCUGCUCCGCCUGCUUCUGCUGCUGCGCCUACGUCUGCAGAGGGACGCGAUGCUACGAUGGCAGAGGGCGCAGCGGCGGCGGGGACGGCGGCGGCUCCGUCGGAAGGUGGUGCAGCUCCGGCGGGUGCGGGCGAUGCAGCAGCAGCAACAGCUGGCGGUAACGUAGCUGCAGCUGCAGGCGGUGCGGCGGCGGCGGAUGCUGCUGCGGGCAGUCGCACCAGCAACAGCGCGGUAUCGGUUGCCAUCCGGAGGGACCCGGUGACGGUUGCGGAGAAGUGCCUGGCGGCAUUCUUGUCGGUGUACGAGCAGCUGUCCAACGCCGGAACCAUCUUCUCCAGCCCGCAGGCUUCCGUGCUGCUCAGCACCGGCCUGCCCACCGCAGCUGGGGUGGCCAUGCUGGAUCAGGUCAAGGAACCCGUGGAGCUCAUGAAGGCCCUCCACAACCGCAUCCUCACCGCGGUGCUCCCCGUCUGGCGCCACCCCAGCCUCUCCUCCUGCUCCCCCACCGUCAUCGCCUCCCUCGUCAACAUCCUGCGCGUGUGCGCGGAGGGGACGUCGGCUGCUGCUGCGGUGCUGCUGCGAGCCGGAGCCGGAGGCGCCGGCGGCCGCGGCGGCCUGGGCGGCGCGUUGGGCCGACCGGUGUUUGUUCCCGAUCCCGCGUUGGUGCAGUCGAUUGUGGAGAUGGGAUUCAGCGCGGCUCGUGCGGAGGAGGCGAUUCGCCGAGUGGGAGCCAACAGCGUGGAGGCGGCCAUGGAGUGGCUGGUGAUGCAUCCGGAGGAGCCGGCUCCCGCAGCAGGCGCCGCAGCCGGAGCCGCAGCAGCCGGUGCUGCCGGUAGCGGCGCCGCCGCAGCCGGUGGUGCGGCAGCCCCCGCUCCUCCUCCGCAGGACGACGACUCACUGCUGAGCGCCACCCUAAUCGCAUCCCUAGCAGGAAUCAAACAGCAGACCUCCGACCUGCGCCCACCCAAGCCGCCACCUGCGUCCGCUGCCGCGCCCGCUGGUGACGCCGGCGCCGCUUCCACCUCAACCGCUCCAGACGCAGCAACCGCAACCGCGGACGCUGCUGCCGGUGUCGCCAGCACCAAGCAACUGGUGGAGGGCGCCCUGGCGCUGCUCGCACGCUCCUCCUCAGGCACCGUCGGCCUCUCCGACCUGCUCAGCACCCUUGCCUGUCGCGAGGGCGGCAAGGAGCGUCGCGCGGUGGUUGAGGAGCUCCUGCGCGCGCUGGACGCCGCUGCAAAGGCGGCAGCGCAGGCGGGCUGGGCUCCCGAGGCGGCCGUACAUGGCAGCGAGCUGCUAGCAGCGUCGCGGCUGCUGUUGCUGCUGUUCACACGGGAUAGCCCCAGUGUGGAGGUGGCGGCAAAGCUGGGCGUGGCUGAGGUGUUGAUGGGGCUGGUGGAGGAGUGGAUGAAGGGGUAUGAGGAGCGGGUCGCGGCGCUGAGUGCUGCGGAUGCCGGCGCAGCGUCGGCGGAAGCGUCAGCGGGGCUGCCUGAGAACGUGGUUCGCGGUCUCCAAGUGCCGGUGUGGGUGGAGGCGAUGCUGUUGGCGUUGGAGAUCAUGGCCAGCACUGCGCCCCGUCGCACCGCUGAGCAGCAGCUGCCAGCACAGACGGCGGCGGCAGCUGGGGCGGCGGCUGGGGGCCGUGCAACAGCAGCAGCUGGUGCUGCUGAUGGCGCUGCUGCUGCUGCUGCCGGGACUCCACCAGCGGCGGCGGCACCGGCGGCAGCAGCUGCCGGUGACUCAGCUCAAGCUCUAGCUCCCGCUGCUCAACCUGGUGCAGAACCAGCAGCGGCAGCAGCAGGUGCAGCAGCUCCCGAGCCCCAGACCGCAAUCAGCACCCCCGCUCGCCAGCCGGGUGCGGGUGCGGGUGCGGCUGAUGCCCUCUCCACUCCUCCUCCUCCGCCUCCCGGCCCCUCAGCAGCGCAACCCACCGCCGCCGCUACAGCCCCGCCUGCACCAGCUGGGCGGCCCGCGCUGCCUGCCGCGCUGCAGGAGGCAUUCGCCGCCUGGCGUCCCUGCGGGUUGCUCUCCGAAGCCUGCCAGAGCCGUGCCAUGGCCGUGUGCACGGCACUGCUGCGCCACCUGCAGGCACAUGGCGACAAAUGGUGUCCGCCGCUACGGCUGGCUGCGGUUCCCAGCGAGGAGCUGCAGCCGUCGCCGUCGUCCGCGGCGCAAGCGGUGCUGCAGCUGCUGGCGCGGCUGACGCGCAGGCACUCUAACGCGGCGCUGGCUGCUUCCGCGGGUGUUCCCCGCCUGCUGCUGCGCCUGCCUUCCUCCUGCCUGCUGCCCAAUCCCGCGCGCCACGAGCCCGCCAUGCUGGCCAUCCUGCGCCACGUGCUUGAGGACCCGGUCACGCUGGGCGGCUGGAUGGAGGCGGAGAUACGCAACUACUUUGCGCAGCGGGCACGCGGGGCAACCAACUUGUUUGGGGUGAUGCAACGUCCGCAGAACCGGUCGGACGCGGUGGCCUCCAUGAGCUCCUUCCUGUCGGCCAUGUCGCGACUGCUGAACAGGGACCCCUUUGUGUUCCUGGACGUGCUGUCCCGCUGCUGCUCCCUGGAUCCAACCAACCCGCUGGUGCGACUCAAGAAGCCGCAGGAGCAGCAGCCGCAGCAGGGGCAGCAACAGCAGCAACCCCAGCAGCAGCAGGGCCAGCAGGGAUCCCGCCGCGUCUCCCAGGAGGGCGGUGGCGGCGGCCCGGCCGCUAUGGACCUCACGCCGGCGCCGUCAGGCAGUACGGCAGCGGCGGCGGCGGCCCUGGCGGCAGGUGCUGCCGCUGGUGCUGCGGGUGCGGGUAACGAGGCAGGUGCGGGUGGUGCUGGGGGCUCCAAGACUCCUCCACAUGGCGCCCCAUCGCAGCAUCACCCUGUACCUCCCACGGUCGCCAAAGUCACGCGCAAGUCGGUUCCAGCCAGCUUUGUGGAUGUGAUUGACGCGCUAGUCGACGUGGUCAUGUCGUACAAGGGGCAGCUGGCGGCGGCGGCACCGUCGCUGGUGUCAGCAGCUGCUGCUGAGAAGAAGCCGGCUGGUUCCUCCACCGGUGGCGCUGCUGGGGAGUCCAUGGAUGUGGACCCCGCCAGUGCUGCCGCUGCUGCCGCCGCUGCUGGUCCGUCUACAAGCGGCGGUCAGCCGCCGUCGGAUACGGCGCCGGCGGGUGCUUCUGGCACCGCUACCACCACCGCCGCCGCAGCAGCAGCAGCACAGCAGCAGCAGCAAGCGGUUGAGGCUCAGCUUCAAGAGCUGCUGCGAAAGUCAUCCGAGACGGUCAUGCAGCGCCUAGCCCUGCGCUUCCUGACUGAGUUCAGCCUGCUGUUCAGUCCAACCGUGGGGCUGCUGCUGAAGCGCGAUGAGCAGCUAGCGGGCGCGGUGGCUGCUGCGGCGGCGGCUGCCGCUGACGCAGCAGCAGCAGCAGCGGCUACGUCGCCUGCGGGUGAGGCCGGCAAGCCGGCUCCCGCCACCGCGGUUAAGUCCGAGCGAAAGGUGGAAGAGGGCAAGGAUACGCAUGCGGCGCGGGAUAACAAGGAGGAGAAGACGCCGCACCCGGUAUCGCAUCGCCGUGCCAGCAUGGCUGCUGCUGCUGCUGCGGGGGCGGCUACAACCGGCGGCAAGCACCAUCACCACCACAGCGGCGCGGACACGGCCAAGAAGCAGCACCCACAGCACCCCCAACAGCAGCAAACUACCACGAAUGCAACCGAUCAGCACCAACAGCAACAGCAGCACCGAGCAGGUGCCUUGCUUCGUCAGCUGAUCCACGUUCACCUGGUAGCAGGCAGCGAUCCGGCGGGGGCCGCUGCCGCUGGCGGCCCCCCCGGCAUGGCCGGCGUCGCGCCUCUUGCAGACAAGGUCAACGAGCUGCUGCAGGCCAUUUGCGUGCGCUCUGUUGAGGGUCGCCGACGCAUCAUAUCCGAGCUGGUCGCUACCCUGGCAGUGACUCAGCUGCCGCCGGGCGCCCUCUCCGCAGCCCACAAGGAGCUCAUUCUGCGUCCACCGCCGGGGCCCGCUGGCGGGCAGGGUCCUGCUGCAGGACCGUUUGAAGAGCGGGCCGGCUGGGCGCCUCCCGCCAAGAUACGUGCGGUUGUGAACCUGGUGGGAAGCCUGGUGGAGAGCUCCGGAGCCGCUGGCGGGCACGAUCCCCGCCGGGGCGGUCCCAACGGCGCUCAGGGCGCUGGCGCCAUCUCAACCGAGAUCGUGCGUACCAUGCGGGAACAUGGCAUGGUUCGUGCACUCACCGCCGCACUGCAGGUGGUGAUUCCGGAGCAUCCUCGGGCGGGGCAGGCGGUGCAGGCCAUUCUUCGCCCGCUGGAGCUGCUGACGCGG
Astrephomene gubernaculifera is the source of this 5057-nucleotide messenger RNA. The record is from the annotation of a GenBank genome assembly. NCBI's taxonomy places the organism in Eukaryota, Viridiplantae, Chlorophyta, Chlorophyceae, Chlamydomonadales, Astrephomenaceae.